UGAUCUCUUUGUAGAACGGUUUUGUCAAUACUAUUAGAAUAUGCAGUUACAAUAAUCAUUAUAGUAUAAAUCUCUCAUUGAGACAAAAUACCGUUUGCAACAUCGGUAAUGUACGGAAAUUAUGGAUAGUGUGGUGUUUUAAAAGUUUAAAUGUGUGAAAUAAUGGUGUGAGGAGGAUAUCUGAGCUUUUUAUAGUGAUGUGAGGCGAUAGUAGCAAAAAUAUGCCAUAUAUGGGAUGGAAAUCAGAAUUUUGGAAUGCAAUAUGCGUGUAUCUAGGUUUAUCUUUGAAUCAAUUCAAAUGAUGCUGAAUUGUUUGUGUAUUAUUGUGUAGAAUAUGCACUUUUGUGCGUUGGAAAUUUCUCAACACAUUUUAGUUGUUUAUUUACGUCUGAAGUAAAGUCUGAUCGUUCGCAUCUCAGCAUAUAGAGAGUUUCCCAGUUGACGAUUUUAUUAGAAAACAGCAAAACAUUCAGUGGUACUUGGUGAAUCAAUAACAUUCUCACUGUAUUAAGAUAUCAGGGGUCUCAUUUUGAGGAAAUUCGUAUUUGCUUAGUGCGUCUAAUCAGUGUUUUUGUACAUUGAAGUGUAAUUUAUUUUGUGCAGAUAUUUUUAGAUUUGCAGUAUCAACAUUGGAUGAAAAUCUGCAGCUGUCUUAUUUGUGGUGGUGUGAUUGAAAACGAGGAUCACUAACCUUAAUGAUGUGUUUGAGGGAAUUGCAUUACAGAAAAUGUAAUUUUUGCUACACAAAUGUAUUUGAAGAUGAAGAACAAUAUUGAACAUCUAAUGAUCUAUGGAUUUUAUAAUGUAGCCUGAAGCUUGGAAAGAUUGAAUAUCAUUCUGUAAUGUAUGAGGGAUGACUGCAUGCUGAUUUUUGAAGUGAAAAGAAAAGAAAGUGAAGUUUAUUAUCACAUGCUGGAAUUUAAAGUAAGACAUUUAUAGAGUUUAUUACAAGCAUGUUUGAAGUAUAAGGACAUAUGAAGGAUUUACUGCAAAAAUGACUUCAGUUGAAGUGAGGCACAGUCCUUGUUUAAGUGGUAAGAGGGAAAUGAGUCCUCUAGAUUCAAGGAGGGUAACUCCGCAAUAUGAGAAUACUUCAAGGGAGGUGACUCAAGGCAGUCCUUGUCUGAUUAAAGGGCCAGAUGUGUGCAAUAAUGAACCAGGUUGUGAAGAAGAGUUGCAUCAGGCAAUGUCCAUGAGACUGGUCUCCUCAGGCAGCUAUAAUGUUCGGGCGUCAGAAAUGGCGCACUACCCUCAAGACCGCCAGCCAAAAGUCAUCCCCUGUAUUGUACAUUUCUUAGAUGACAGUCAUGAAACAUUUGAAGUAGAUAAACGAGCAAAAGCUCAGCAUUUACUGGACAAAGUGUUUGAUCAUCUGGAAUUGAUCGAGAAGGACUACUUUGGGUUACAGUUUCUCGAUUUGUCCCCGGAUCCUGACACCGUAGUGAGGGAUAAAAUGGACGAGGAAUUGUAUGAAAAUGUACUGCAACUUCCAAUAGAGAGAUGGCUUGAUCCACUGAAAACAAUAAAAAAGCAGUGCAGAGGCCCAGCAUAUGAGUUCUUUUUUCGUGUAAAAUUUUAUGUCACAGAUCCAAGCAAAUUAGCAGAAGAAUACACAAGAUACCAUUUUUUCCUUCAAGUAAAACGUGAUAUUUUAGAAGGUAGAUUACAUUGUCCAAGAAGUACAGCGGCACUUCUAGCAAGCUAUGCUGUACAGUCCGAGUUAGGGGACUUUAAUCCAGAUGAGCACAGAGACGGGUAUUUGUCAGAAUUUCGGUUUGUACCAGCCCAAGAUGAAGAGUUUGAGAAAGAAGUAGCAAAACAUCAUCAGUCGCAUAGGGGUCAGACUCCAGCUGAUGCAGAAUACAACUAUCUGGACAAAGCAAAACGUUUAGAAAUGUAUGGUGUUGAUCUACACAAAGCAAGAGUUACACAAAUGUCCAAGGAUAGAGUUCUUCCACCAAGGCUGACAAAGGACCAGAGUAAUCUAGAGAUACAUUUAGGAGUGACGUCAGUUGGCCUUGUAGUCUUUCAAAAUAAUAUGAAAAUAAACACAUUCCCUUGGUCUAAAAUAGUAAAAAUCUCCUUCAAAAGGAAACAGUUCUUCAUCCAGUUAAGAAGGGAACAAAAUGAUACAGUGGAAAACCUUAUAGGUUUCAACAUGGUUAGUUACAGAUCUUGUAAAAAUAUGUGGAAAUCCUGCGUCGAACAUCACACCUUUUUUCGUCUACACACUCCAAACCCUCCGUCUAAAAAGAUGUUUUCUUUAGGGUCAAAAUUUAGGUACAGCGGUAGGACAGAGUUCCAAACCCUUGAGGAAUCGAAACGCCGAGCGAAAAUAGAGCGCUCAUUCUGCAGGUCACCGAGUAAAAGGUACGCACGGCGGACAGUCGGAGGAAAUACAAGACAUGUUAUAUUAGUAGAGAAAAACACUAUUGACGGGUAUAGAAAUAUACCUAAAUCAAAAACAUUUUCCGGCACGACCCAGAAUUCAAGUCAUCAGUCUUUUCAUCGUUACGACGGCGUAAAUCAUCAUCAGCGAGCAACAUUACCACACGAUUAUAAGAUCGGAUCAUCAUCGCAAGGGUCGCUUCAUUCAGAAAAAUCUGACGAUGAUGGUGGAUUCCUUGCGCACAAUGCCACCAAGGACACAUAUCCCGCACCAAUUCCGACAAAGAAGGUCAACUUCACCGGGAACGGAGCAGCUAUUACCGACGCCAAUCAUAACACUGGCAACAACAUCUGUGAUCUUCCAGCAUAUAAUGACUGUAUCCCUAAUGGCAAUGGUUACCUUGAUGGACAGGGUCUGGUUACCAAUCCGGAUGAUCCCCGGAUGAUCCCAGGUGGCCCAGAUUGCUUCCAAUGUCAGGUGACGUAUCCUCAUUAA
This is a messenger RNA of Ruditapes philippinarum (Manila clam), 2884 nucleotides long. Its product is annotated as tyrosine-protein phosphatase non-receptor type 4-like. Lineage: Eukaryota; Metazoa; Mollusca; Bivalvia; Venerida; Veneridae. The record is from RefSeq and is a predicted model, not a curated record. The transcript is spliced from 17 exons. Gene Ontology annotation, cellular component: cytoskeleton. Bases 995 to 2884 code for a protein of 629 amino acids.